AUAAACAUGUUCUAAACAUUGCGUGUUGUCUAAAUUUGUUCUCUAUGGCUCAUAGACUCUACUAAAACUUUCUAUAUCGCUUUUGUCAAAUUUCAAAUGUAUAUAUUUAUUCCAUUUUAAGUACAACACUAGUUCGGUCACAAAGAACAGACCUUUUUACGUGUAAUAUGUUUUACCUUAAUCUUUGUAUUUCGCGCGCGUUGCCGCCACAAACAUUGACGCGAUGCGGUCGAUGAAAAGCAUCGAGAAGCGCAUGAAGGGACUGCGUCUCCGAUCGACGCGACGCGGAGUACCCGGAGUAACGAGGAGACGGUUGCCUCGUGUAUCGCCGGUCUACUACCAGUUAAAUUUAGAAGUCGUGGACGACGCGCGGACCUCGACCUUUCUCGGCCGUGUCGUCCUUCGUCAUCGCGGGCCGCGUCGAACUCAAGGUGUCCGGCCGGAGCGAUGGCGGGUUCCGAGACGUCGGCGUCGCGGGCCGAGAUCAGCGAGAGACCCUCGGCUAUCGUGCGCAUCGCAUAUCAUCAAUUGAGCGUCAUGUGCGGCACGCACGAUCCCACCGUGCCGAGCAUCGCACCCGCGAAUUCCGGCGACGCGGACGUUCGUGGCAUGAUGUGCACACGUCGUCUGCUGGGUUUGCCGGUGUUCGCCACGGUGACUGCGGCGUUCUGCGGCGCGUACAAAGCCGUGCGAGGUUCCCACGAGUCGGUCGCGACGAUACUAGGCCACGCAGAGAACGGGAUGCGCGCGGGCCUGGAGUUCGCCAGCCCCGUCACCGGCAGCAUCGCCAGUCUUCUGGAAACGCCGCUCAAGAUCGUCGACAACGCGAUGUGCGUCGGACUGGACUUCGUGGAGGAGACGGUACCUUCCGUGAAGCUGCCGCCCGGCGAAAUCUACGGGAACAUGAAGGACAGCGUCAGGAGUAUAUUCACGUCAGCAUUAGAAACUCUCAAGCUACUGUUUGGCGAACCGAAGGAUCGAAUAGAGGACUUGUCGAUUACAAACGAGACCGCACAGGGAAUCCGAAAAGUGUCUAGCUGAAUGUUGAAGACAUGACGAGACGUGAUUCGCACUCAGGCUUUCGUCGUGGCGUGCACUGUGAUGUUUCAAGCCACGAUUCCGCACUGCGUGUUUAUUCACGCCAAAACAAGUCUCAAAACAAAUCUAUUUCAGAUACAGUUUGUAACUCGUGUAAGAAUUCAGGGCGAAAUUUUAUCUCGUAUAAAUAGAAUUCUGUCUUGAAAUUAGGCGCAAAUUAUAAGUCGUCUAAAACGGAUUUUAGCUAUAAAACAUUCGCCGCGUUCAGAAGAAGUUAAUGCUUAGUAAUUAGCAUUUGGCGCAGAUUAAAUUAUUCUUUCACAUCUAGAAAAACAAUCCUAUCUUAGUGAAGAAAACUUUCAAUAAUUGCAAAAUAAAUGCAUAAUUCUGUUGAACGCGGUCAUUGCAAUAUAAAAAUAUAAUUAAUUGAACAACACAUAAUAACGCAAUCGUCUCGAUGAUAAGUGACAUAAGCGUGAUAAAAUGUAAAAUAAAUGGUUGCGUACAGCAGAGAAAACUAAUUAGUGUGAGCGCUCAGUGAUUCUUUAAUAUGAUUGAUUUUUGCCUUUAGUUUCUCUACUGGAUUUGAGACCGAUAUUCACACAGUUCUUCUAUUUAUAUACAAGACUGUAUUAACAGAGCCAUAUUAGCAUAUUAAGAUAUUACUUAUAAAGAUGGUCUUGAAAUAAGAACGGAUGAAUAUCGGUCUAAAUGUAUAAA
This is a messenger RNA of Trachymyrmex cornetzi, 1758 nucleotides long. RefSeq lists its product as uncharacterized. Gene Ontology annotation, cellular component: cytosol; lipid droplet. The transcript is spliced from 3 exons. NCBI's taxonomy places the organism in Eukaryota, Metazoa, Arthropoda, Insecta, Hymenoptera, Formicidae. The record is from RefSeq and is a predicted model, not a curated record. Gene Ontology annotation, biological process: positive regulation of triglyceride storage; lipid storage. Bases 448 to 1041 code for a protein of 197 amino acids.